CUGGCUUUGCCUCAAACGUCUGUCAGCCAGUCUAAUUUAUAGUAUAGACGCCGUCAAAGCUCAAGCUAGAGAUUUAUAUAUAUUGUAUAUAUACAAUGGGCAAAAAGCUGCGUUGCCCUUGUGGCAAGAAGUGCACAAUGUUCUGCGCAUUCAUCAGCAUCUGGGGUGUCAUCCAGUGUCUAUUAAUGGGCGUGUUCUGUUCCAUCAGAGCGCUAAGCUUUCUGCAUGAUAUCGCCAUACAAGAGGAGUACGAGGAGUUGCAUGAGUUCAAAAAGGAUGCGGACAAGCAGUUUGAUCGCACGGCCCUCACCUGUUAUGCCGCAGCUGCGGUCUAUGCAGUUUUAGCCAUAAUCUGCAUAGUUUGCUAUCGCAUACGCUACAAGCCCAAAAGUGAGAUAAGGGAGCUGCGGAAAAGUUCUAUGAUGGUUUCACCAAAUGUUAAGCCCCAGAAACCGAAGCAACGCACGUCGAAGCGCAAUACGCGAAAGUAAAAAUAAAGGAUCUAAUGUUAAUAAUAAACAAUAAACAAAGGCACUUGGCAAUAAACUCUACACUUACU
Molecule: messenger RNA, 559 nt
Organism: Drosophila busckii
Lineage: Eukaryota; Metazoa; Arthropoda; Insecta; Diptera; Drosophilidae
Product: ribonuclease kappa
Exons: 1
Coding region: 96-491 (131 amino acids)
Molecular function (GO): RNA endonuclease activity
Source: RefSeq, a predicted model, not a curated record